Molecule: messenger RNA, 1560 nt
Organism: Nicotiana tabacum (common tobacco)
Lineage: Eukaryota; Viridiplantae; Streptophyta; Magnoliopsida; Solanales; Solanaceae
Product: E3 ubiquitin-protein ligase RING1-like
Biological process (GO): protein ubiquitination
Cellular component (GO): cytoplasm
Molecular function (GO): ubiquitin protein ligase activity
Source: RefSeq, a predicted model, not a curated record
ACGCGCCCCUCUUUCUCCUCUUUUCAUCGAUUUCUCAAAUUCCCCUAACUUCUCUCUCUCACAUCGAUUUUCUCUUCUUCUCUCUCUAAAUUUCAGUUUCCCUUCGUUUCUUCUUUCUUCUUUCUUCUCUCUUUCUCCAUAUCCAUAUAUAGACCCAAAAAAAUGUCGUCGCCCGGAACCUUUGGUAGCGGUGGUGGGGGAGGCGGUGCUACCGGCAAUCAACCGCAGAAUUAUCACUGCUACCAAUGUGAACAGACAGUCACCAUUACGCCAUCGCCAAACUCCGAACUCACAUGCCCUAAUUGCAACGGUACGUUUCUAGAAGAAUCCGAAACCGCUCCACCACCUUCUAACCCUAAUAAUCCCGAUAAUUUUCCCUUCUUCUCCGCCGCCACUACCGAUGACCUUCCCUUCGGCGGCGGUGGCUUUCCGAUUGCUUUCUCCUCCAGUGCCGCUUCCCCUGCCGGCGGUGCCGUCGCUUUGGAUGAUCUCUCCGCGCUACUCAGCGGUAUCUCUGGUGGUGCCGCCUUCCCCAGUCGAUCCCCCAAUCAAUUCGAUCCAUUCGCUUUCCUCAACAACUAUGUGAGUACUAUGAGGGCCGGUGGUGCUAAUAUUCAGUUAAUCUUUGAGAACCAUCCUGGCGGUGGCGGUGGUGGUGGUGAGUUUAGGUUUCCGGGGAAUUUCGGUGACUAUUUCCAUGGGCCUGGGCUUGAACAAUUGAUCCAACAGCUUGCGGAGAAUGAUCCAAACCGUUACGGUGCACCUCCAGCUGCGAAAUCGGCUGUUGCUGGGCUUCCGGAUAUUAAGAUCACAGUGGAGUUGUUGGAUUCUGAUUCAUCUCAAUGUGCUGUUUGUAAAGAUACUUUUGAACUCGGUGAGGAAGCGAAGCAGAUGCCUUGCAAACAUAUAUACCACAAGGACUGUAUAUUGCCAUGGCUGGAGUUGCACAAUUCUUGCCCCGUUUGUCGCUAUGAAUUGCCCACCGAUGAUCCUGAUUAUGAGAAUAGGAGAACAUCACAACAGCAGAAUGCAAAUUCGAAUGCCAAUAAUAGUAGCAAUAACAAUACCAACAACAACAAUAAUACUGGUUGGGUAUUGGGGGGUUCAGAAGGUGGUGGGGAAAAUCAGGAGAAUUCUCAUACACCUAGGACAGUUGACGGGAGGCUUAGGAUACCAUUACAAUGGCUUUUCAGGGGACUUGGAUCACCUGCUGAGACGAGCAAUAGUGGAGGAGCGAGCGGCAAUGAUACUAACAAUAGAAACAACGACAACAACCGUACGAGCAACAAUGCUCGUGGUGAGGAGUCAAAUCCAGGUUCUGGAGGGCAAGCACGGCAGGAGGAUCUCGAUUAAUUAAAGUAUGGAACAGAGUUAUGAGGUUGUAUGUCCAUAUUUGUUACAUUAAGUUUUGUGUAUGCUAGUAUCUGAGAAUUACAGGUGCCCCAUCCUUGUAAUAUAUGGGAAUUUCGGGAAAUAAUGUUUUUGAUUGUUUGAGUUGUUGAUCAUUUGUUUUAAGUUAGCCUCGGAGUCUGUGUUUUAUCGAGUUAGUUAAUUUGCUUU